Messenger RNA from Malania oleifera, 3841 nucleotides. Its product is annotated as ABSCISIC ACID-INSENSITIVE 5-like protein 2. Gene Ontology annotation, molecular function: DNA-binding transcription factor activity. The coding region runs from base 387 to 1355 and encodes 322 amino acids. The record is from RefSeq and is a predicted model, not a curated record. Gene Ontology annotation, biological process: positive regulation of DNA-templated transcription. The transcript has 4 exons. Gene Ontology annotation, cellular component: nucleus. Lineage: Eukaryota; Viridiplantae; Streptophyta; Magnoliopsida; Santalales; Ximeniaceae.
AAUUUCCUUGCCUUUUAUGAGAAGCAUUUGGCUGUGUCUCGCGUUCCUUCCCCUGUUCCCACUCCCCUCCCCUGCGAAUACCCUGCUGAUUCCGCCGCCGAUGCAUGCACACCCAACCGCUCUAUAGCCUAAAUUAUUUCCCAAUUCAGAUCAAACCCUCCUCUGGGGUUUAAAUGCAUUAGUGGGGGGUCUGAUUCUUCCACUGGAGUUUUCAGGCUUCUGGUCUUGGGGUUGAAUUUGCAAACUGGAUUAAAGUGGACCCAGUAGGGUGUGAAAUAGUAAGCCCAAACUAUAUUGAUUGAUUCUAGGGUUUUCUGGUUCACUGUUUGGAGCUUGAGAUGUGCAAUGACAAACUUGGGUGAAGGUUGGUGAGAGGGUUCCAGAAAAUGGGAUCUCAGGGUGGUGGAGGUGGCAAUAAUGGCAAACAGUCACAGUUACAGCCACUGCCUCGGCAGAACUCAAUGUACAAUCUAACACUGGAUGAGGUUCAAACUCAUUUAGGAAACGUGGGGAAACCACUGAGCAGCAUGAAUCUUGAUGAGCUUCUAAAGAAUGUAUGUUCCGCAGAGGGUCACCAGUCUUUUGGCAUGGACGUUGAGGGUACAGCUUUGGCUGGUCAAUCUGCUCUACAGCAUCAGGCAAGCUUGUCAUUGAAUGGUUCAAUGAGCAAGAAAACGGUGGAUGAGGUUUGGAGAGAUAUACAGCAAGGGCAGAGUAAGAACAAUGAAGAUAUUAGGUCUCGGGAACGGCAGCCAACUUUGGGUGAGAUGACUUUGGAGGACUUUUUGGUGAAAGCUGGAGUAGUUGCUGAGUCACCGUUAGAGAGUAAAAAUACUGGUCCUGUUGGUGUUGAUCCAAAUGUGGUGCCACAGUUUUCACAACAGGGUCAGUGGUUGCAGUACCAGCAACCACAGUUUCAGCACCCACAGCAGAAUAUAAUGGGGGUUUAUGGCCAGCCAAUUCCACAGCCUCUGGCGAUGGUGCCGAGCUCAGUCAUGGAUGUUCCAUAUACAGAGAACCAAGUGGCUUUGACUUCUCCAAUCAUGGGGACUUUGUCAGAGAUACAAACGCCUGGGAGGAAAAGAGUUGCACAAGAGGACAUGAUUGAGAAGUCUGUUGAGAGGAGGCAGAAGAGAAUGAUCAAGAAUCGAGAAUCUGCUGCUCGUUCACGAGCAAGGAAACAGGCUUACACAAAUGAAUUGGAGAUUAAGGUUUCACGUCUGGAAGAGGAAAAUGAAAGACUCAAAAAACGGAAGGUGCUGCUGUUUUCUGCCCAUGUGUGGAAUCAACAAUGUCAUUACAAAGCCAACCUUGCUAUUACCUUGAAGAUGUGUAGUAUCCCACCCUUUCAUUGAUAGUGGUGAAAACACGUGUGCAAGAUGCCCCCACUUGUUAACAAGUGCUGACAACCUUUGUCCUUUGAUAAUAAGUUUUCAAGGUAUGAGCCAAACAGAUAUAUGUUAUAUAUUGUAUCUUCUUUAUUCCAAUAAUAAGCUGUUUUAGUUUUCGCGGCCCAACCCCCCCCCCCCCCCCCCCCCCCCCAAAAAAAAAAAAAGCCCCACCACCAAAAAAAUGAGAGGUUUGGGAGGGGAUGGAAUAGUUGUGGACCAAUUGUGAGGCUUGAGAUUUGUUCUCUCUUGCACUGAUUUUGGAUCUUGGUAAGGCUUGAUAUGCAUUGUUGAACAACAACCUAACAGCUUAAGCUUUUAGACGAAGUGGUGACUUUCACAAGUCUAAGAAUCAAUAGGAGCUGAAGCGAACUAAUUUUGGUGAGAAAAUUGAAGGCAUAGCUUCUUGGCUUCUUUAGAUUUUAAUAUUGAAUGUGAGGUGGGCCACCUUUCUUCUUUGGGUUUACCUCUUUGAGCUUCCCAAAAGUCAUGUAGGGGAUCUAGUGGUUGGGUGAUAUGAAAGAAGAUUGGCUGGAUGGAAGAUGCUUUUCUUGUAGAAGGGAGGCCUAGAUUAAGUUUUGCUAUAUAUAGAAAUCCUUGGAACUUUUAUUGGGAAUUAAGACAAAAUAUUUUGGAGAUGAUCUACUAUAGUCAGACAAAAUGUUUUUGGUUUGGAAUUUUUGGAAUUGGUUUUGGCUCAUAGAUUUAAACCGUGGAACCUGUCCUUCAUUUCCUAUAAGGUUUGAAAUAUUUUUGCCUUUGGAAGUGCUUUUUUGGGGUGGAUGAUGGUGUGAGACGUAGAUCUCCACACUGCACUAUUUCAGUACAAAGUGGACAAUGCCCAAAUAUAUGUUGCACAUAGAAAAAUAAUGAAUGUGUCUAUAAUGUGAUGUUGAAUUGCUUUGUAGUAUGAUCAUAAUGGAAGCCCCUUCUAACGGUCUGUUUGGGAUCGUUUUUGUUUUUUGUUUUUUGUUUUCAUUUUUGUAGAGUAAAAAAAUAGAUUAUAAUAAUGUGUUUGUUUACAUUGUCAAUUUCCUAUUUCUAUUGUUUGUUUUUGGUUUGCAAAAAAAAAAAAAAAACCUAGAAACUAAAUAGAAUGUUUAAUUUUUAAUAAUUUUUUUUGUAUUAAAUCAUUUUCUUUUACAGAUGUUGCGGGAUAAACGCUCUUUGAAUGGGUUGCGACAAUGCCAAGGGUUGGUUUAAGUGGGUGGCCCUUCAUACAUAUUUUGAAUUAAAAUAAAAAUAAAAUUAUCAUAUGAAUUUAAAAUAUAACCAAAAUAAAUAAAUAAAAUUUAAAAAUAAUAAAAGCCAUUUAAUAUAUAUAUAUUUAUAUAUUUUUUUUCAAAUUUUCAUGUACUGUAAGAUUGCUCAUAUAGUGACUUAACAACUAAAUAAAAUAAUUAUGAUAAUUUUUAUUUUUAUUGUAGUAUUUUAAAUUGUAUUAUUAUUUUAAUCAUAUUUUUAAUUGUCAUUUGAUUCAAGGGCAAAAAUGAGCAUUUGUUUAAUCAAGUUUUUAAUUUCUUUUAGUUUUAGAAACAUUAACCAAUUAGGUUGCUUGUUUUUGGUUUUAAGUUUUCGUUUUCAGAAUUUCUUAUAGCAAUACCAAACAACUCAGCUUUUGGAGCCUCUUGGUGUUUCUAAGCAAUUUCGUUUGAAGCUUGCCUUAGCUGGAGUGCUAGCAUUUAAACAAUGGCAUGUGGAAGAAGCAGGAUAGAAGAAUUGGUGCAAAUAGAUUCCUGUAACAUUGAGUAAAAGGCUUGAUGCUUUGGUGUUUAUUUCUUUUGGCUUCAAACUGCCCUAUUUUUUGGUCUCAUAUGUUGGGACUGGGUGACAUUUUACUUUCUUUUGUAUACUUGCCCCCUGCCCACUUAUUAGACUUCUUUUUCCUAUAAUAAAUUCUGUUUACCUGUCAAAAGAAGCCGUCACAAGGGGUCUCGCUGAUCUCGCAUACAUGGGGGCUUUAUGCAUCGGGCUGCCCUUUUCUCACAGACAAAAUUGAUCAGUAUGCUACCAUGGAUGUUGGAGUAUCAAAUGCCACCUUGGUUAUCUUGCUCUGUUUAAUUAAUUUAUGUGUAUUAACUUUUCCUGGCAGGAGCUGGAGAAGAUGUUAACCAGUGCACCGCGUCCAGAACCAAAGUAUCAACUUCGCAGAACGAGUUCAGCCCCAUUUUAAAAUUCAUGCGUGGAAGUUGUGUACGAUGGGGUUUGCUUCUGGCUGUCUGGCUUAAAAAUUAUCCCUGCAAUUUUUUUUCUCCAGAGCUUAAUAUCUAUUGUUUGCUGCGGGCAGUUCUGUUGUGCAUCUCCCUGUUUUGAGGCUUCACUUGUAUGUAGUUACCCAUGUAGUUGCAUUUUUAAGAUCAUGUGGGAUGCUUGUAUUUAGCCAUUCAGUGUUUAUCAGUUAAAGGUUUGAGCUUUUUUACAGACUUUUUUAAUAUAGGCUCCUUUUUCUUUCA